Messenger RNA from Helicoverpa armigera (cotton bollworm), 693 nucleotides. RefSeq lists its product as uncharacterized. The record is from RefSeq and is a predicted model, not a curated record. The coding region runs from base 1 to 693 and encodes 230 amino acids. Lineage: Eukaryota; Metazoa; Arthropoda; Insecta; Lepidoptera; Noctuidae. The transcript is spliced from 2 exons.
AUGCCAGCCUCCGCUCGUAGAAGACGGUUUGACUGGACGGCGGAGCAGAAGGCGCUAAACCGGCGCCCAGACCCGACAGAAAAGGAAGAGGUGCGUGAGGAGGCAAGGGAGGCAAUAACUCUGCACUGGACCGAAGAUCUUGCCUCGGCCACGUACGGGCGCUGGACGCUGGAUGCCGUCGGGCCUGUCCUGAACGGAUGGCUCGAUCGGCGGCAUGGGUGCCUUUCGAUGCGUCUGGUGCAGGUGCUGUCCGGGCAUGGCUGCUUCGGAUCGUACCUGCACCGGAUUGGGAGGGAGGAGACUCCACAGUGUCACCACUGCGAAGCUACGGGGGAUACGGCAGAGCACACAUUUCAGGUGUGCCCAUCGUGGGCUGAACCCCGCCGCGCCCUGAUGGCAGUGGUCGGGAACGAUCUCUCGCUUCCCAGCGUGAUUGCUGCCAUGCUGGCAGGUGAAGAAACAUGGGAAGCGGUAGCCUCCUUCUGUGAAGACAUCAUGUCCCAGAAGGAAGCUGCGGAGCGCAUGCGGGAGAACGAUCCUCUCGCGGUGCCGCUCCGUAGACGAAGAAGGGGCAGAAGACGGCGAAUACAACCUCCGUCCCCAUCCGCCCUGGGGGGUGAUCAGCGGGCAACAGGCGCGGGGGCGCCACCGCCUGCAUCACAAGGAUCAACCCCUGCGCUCCGGUCAUUAUAA